This is a messenger RNA of Arvicanthis niloticus (Nile rat), 5367 nucleotides long. It is a transcript of the gene Arhgap28, whose product is annotated as Rho GTPase activating protein 28. NCBI's taxonomy places the organism in Eukaryota, Metazoa, Chordata, Mammalia, Rodentia, Muridae. The record is from RefSeq and is a predicted model, not a curated record. Gene Ontology annotation, biological process: regulation of small GTPase mediated signal transduction; negative regulation of stress fiber assembly; regulation of actin filament polymerization. Gene Ontology annotation, molecular function: GTPase activator activity. Gene Ontology annotation, cellular component: cytoplasm.
CCUUGGGGCGCCGGACGCUCGGGGCCGCUGACCCGCUCCCGGAGCUGGUCCACGUUGGUCCCGGUCUUUGUUCUGGGUCGGCGCCGGGACAUGCGCCGCUGAGGAUGGAGGUGGAGGAUUCGGGCGGCGUGGUGCUGACCGCCUACCACUCGCACGCGCGCUCGCAACCGCAGGGCGCGGAGCCACGCUGCGCGUCCCGGGCCAGCCAUCCGCUCAGCAGAAAAUCCAUUCCUCGCUGCCGGAGAAUCAACAGGAUGCUCUCCAAUGAAUCCCUGCAUCCUCCCACCUUUAGCCGCUCCAACUCUCAAGCCUCUGUAGACAGCAGCACAUCUGUGGAAGAGUUCUGGCGGGAAAUCGAGAGUAUCAAAGAAAGCAACAUGGGGGUGCAGGAGGAGCAGCCGCCCACAGCCACCGCUGAGGUCAAGCCUGUGGAUGAAGGAGAACUUGAAGCAGAGUGGUUACAAGAUGUAGGAUUGUCAACUCUGAUCUCCGGUAAUGAAGAGGAAGACGGCAAAGCGCUCCUGUCUACGUUGACUCGGACACAAGCAGCUGCAGUGAAAAAGAGAUACAACACAUAUACCCAGACUCUGAGGAAGAAGAGUAAACAACCCGUCAGGGAUGUCAGAGACGUCUUCGGAGUCAGUGAAUCUCCUCCUAGUGAUUCUUGUGAGCAUGCUACUCAGUUGGAUGGUACCAAGGAAGAAAAAGAUCUGCCAGGAGUUACCAAGACAAACAGACCUCUGCCAGAUGAUGCAUCUCUCAACAGUACCACCCUAUCCAAUGGUGCACAAGAUGAAGAAGGCGGGUUUGUGGCCCUUCAGAGUGGAUCUGUGUCAAUACUUGAGGCUAUCCCAGAUAUUUCUGUUCACACCAAUGGAUCUGCCGGUGCUGAGCAGCCGGUUCAGAGUGUGUUGAGAGAUGAUGAGUAUCUAGAGAAAAACAUUCCACCAGAGGCUGAAGAGCUCUCCUUUGAGGUAUCUUAUUCAGAAAUGGUGACAGAGACCCCAGACAGAAAUAAGUGGAAGAAGUCGGACAUUAAGAAAGAAGACUAUGUCUUAACUAAAUUUAUUGUUCAGAAAACAAGAUUUGGGUUGACUGAGACGGGGGACCUGUCUGCCGAAGACAUGAAGAAAAUCCGCCACCUCUCUCUCAUUGAGCUGACGGCCUUCUUCGAUGCUUUCGGGAUACAACUGAAGAGAAACAAAACAGAGCGAGUGAGAGGCCGAGACAACGGGAUUUUCGGAGUGCCACUGACAGUCCUCCUGGACAACGACCGGAAGAAGGACCCUGAAGUGAAAGUUCCCCUUGUGUUACAAAAAUUUUUUCAGAAAGUCGAGGAGUCGGGUCUGGAAUCCGAAGGAAUCUUUCGGCUCUCGGGAUGCACUGCCAAAGUCAAGCAGUACCGUGAAGAACUGGAUGCCAGGUUCAACGCUGACAAGUUCAAGUGGGACAAGAUGUGUCACAGAGAAGCUGCGGUCAUGUUGAAAGCAUUCUUCAGAGAACUGCCCACCUCUCUCUUCCCUGUUGAAUAUAUACCCGCCUUCAUCUCUCUGAUGGAAAGAGGGCCUGACAUCAAAAUGCAGUUUCAAGCCUUGCAUCUCAUGGUCAUGGCCCUGCCUGACGCCAACAGGGACACAGCCCAGGCUCUGAUGACAUUCUUCAAUAAAGUGAUCGCCAACGAAUCCAAGAAUCGUAUGAGCCUGUGGAACAUCUCCACAGUGAUGGCGCCCAACCUGUUCUUCAGCAGAAGCAAGCACUCUGACUACGAGGAACUGCUGCUGGCCAACACUGCAGCCCACAUCAUCCGCCUGAUGCUGAAGUACCAGAAGAUUCUGUGGAAGGUCCCAUCUUUCUUGAUCACCCAAGUAAGAAGGAUGAAUGAAGCCACCAUGCUGUUGAAGAAGCAGCUCCCGAGUGUGAAGAAGCUGCUCAGGAGGAAGACCCUGGAGCGGGAGGUUUCAAACCCCAAGACCUCAAAGGUACCACAAAAAUCACCUUCCUCAAGAAGAAUGUCUGAUGUGCCAGAAGGUGUCAUAAGGGUCCACGCUCCGCUUCUGUCCAAAGUGUCGAUGGCUAUUCAGCUCAACAGCCAGACCAAAGCAAAAGAUAUCCUGGCGAAAUUUCAGUAUGAGAGCAGUCACAGUUCAUCUGAACGUAUUAAGAUGCAGAACCAGAGGUUAUACGAAGUUGGAGGAAACAUAGGACAACACUGUUUAGAUCCUGAUGCAUAUAUAUUGGAUGUGUAUCAUGUAAAUCCACAUGCAGAAUGGGUCAUCAAGCCCUAGACAAGUCUUUAAAAUACACCCAGGAUGGUUCCUGCCCUAUAUUACAUGCCAAGAAGAUCAUGCAUUUGUAGGAAAAACACUGCCCUGAAGUAUUUGCUCCUGUAAUCCUGGUUCUCCUGGAGGGGCCAUGCUGCCAGCUCUGCCAAUAUGAACUACAGAGGAGGAGCUGGGUUCACACGGAGCUCAACUUUCUUAUCACAGUUACCCAGUAACAAGGUGAGACCCAAAGGAAAGGCCAUCGUUACUCACAGAGGAGCUAUGUAGCAGAAGUAGACUUGGCCCUGUGGCUGGGAAGAGGCUGCACUUCUGAUGUGAAACAUACAAUAUUUAUGCUCUGACUUGCUCCUAGAUUGGAGGAGGGCCUUCAGUCUAAAGACCACUGUGGACCGUGUCAUUCUGUGCAGCACACUCUGAGGACUUGCUUGCACCGUGGUGCAAAGAAACUUUCCCUAAGCCCUGAGUGUUCAGAUGCGACCUUAUGACUCCAUGUUCCAUGGGCACAGAUCCUCAUGGCCAAGCCCCACUUGGCAAAGGGCAUCUUGUGCAUCCAGAACUUCCCUGUGGUCCACAGACAUGGCGUCUUUUCUUUCUCUUCUCAGUUUUUUGGUGCUCAGUGGAUAAAUUGCCUUUCACACAUCAACAUGGAUUUUCUUUACGGAUCACUUUUUUUUUUUUUUAUGUUUCACAAUGAUAGCCAUGUCUGUAGCCCCAAACCAAAAAAUAAGGAAAUGUAUUUAUCCAUCCGUGCUGAAAAUACCAUUAGGCCUAGAAUUUAUAAGUUGCAAAAGUUCAUUGUGCUCUUAGAUCAUUAACCAGAGACGUGGCCAAGCACCAUGGACUGGCACUGGGCUGUGGAAGCUGGAGACCAACUUACUGUCAGCAUCUUGUACAACCAUUGUCUAGAUGUGCAGCGGGAGACAUUCAGUCCUCCUGGUUCUAACGGGAACACAUCUACAAUGCGAGAGACAGGACAGCUCCUCGUUUCAUCUCAGAGAUUGUAGCUAGAGUCCUCAUCCAGAACCGUGUGCCUCCUCUUGGACUCCACAGUCUGAUGGUUUGAUGGACUUAACAGCAGUGACAACAUUUAAGACUUGUGUGACUCUCUGUCAGUUCAAGCAAAGUUGAAUUACAGAUGCAGAAGAACCCUUCCCUUACCUUUGUACCCCCGUGUCCGGAUGUAAUACAAGGACACUAACUGCAUGUGCAGAGGAGAUCUCCUAUGCUGUGCCUGAUACUGAAACAGAACAUUCUUCACUCCCACAGUCAGGCCAUCUUAUUGUGGAAGCAAGGUUCUCUUAACAGCCAACGGACAGAUCAUUUUAUUUCUCACCUUCAGGAGUUUGCUGCACUUUUCUAGAAACCCAAAAACCGGUUUGUUUGACCUAUUUAUGAAUUUCUAUUUUCUUCCUCUUAAGAACCCACUAGCAACCAAAUGUGUCCUGCAGAGGUUUCUGUGUGUCCCAGUGUUUGACCAGUUUCUAGUGCCUGGAAGCCGUCCUUCUAGAGCGUUGCUGUGCUUCCUAUAAAUACCUGGAACUUUUCCCAAGUUUCUUUGCAUUAGGAUCAUUCAGCUCUGUAGUAUUUAUAUAGAAGAUGCAGUCUUCAAGAGUUUCCAUUUCAUUUGGCUGGAAACACAUUAGAACCUAUGCACUAGCUUUAGUCACAAGUCUUGAGAAGCGGCCGGGAGGUGGCGGGUAGUACCACAGGAAGGUCAGCACUUCAUACCCACUCGUUGUGUAGCUUCGGAUGCAGAGUCUUAGCAGUAAGUUGAAAUUAAUCAUUUAAGCUUAUUCAGGAAUGGGACAACCGUCAAAUAACUGUGUCGUAUGAAGGAUAAUGUCCAUAUCAAGGUCAACGUUGGCUGUGACUUUUCCUUCCCAGUCACACAGUUAAUUGACUAGAGAAGUUACAGAAGACACACAAACUAAUGUUUGUGUGGUUAAAGGGUUUCUUUUAUUAAUCUUGCUCUGGAAGAAUAGAAAUUUCAAUUAAAAUCUAAAAUGCCUGCCACGUCAGUAUUGAAAGAACUUUGGCCUUUUUAAGAGUUAGUUUUCAAAAGCUGAGUAGCCAGACUCUUACUUUGCCCACAAAAGAGACGGAUGGUGAAAGACAUUCUUCCUAAGUGUCUCACCUUUACCGUAAAGUGCUCUUGAUACACAAAUAAAGAAUGUCAUCCAGGAAAGUGUUAAAGGAAAUGACCUGUAGGAAACACAUUCAGGAAGACUCCUCCAUCUGCCAUGGUUGCACAGCAAUUCCUCCUGAGAGGCCCUUCCUGAGGUAGCUCAGCUGGGACAUGGUUCUUCUAGCCAGAGCUUGAACGAACUGGAAUACCAAUUCCUUACGGUGUCUGUGUGCAGUAUAAACUACCUCACCAGCCUUUCUUGGGGAAAAGAAUCAAGUAGACGUUAACUUUUCUUUUUUUUUUUUAAUCUGUUCAGCUGUCCCUGGGUCUGACUUUAGUCACUGCAGUUAGCAUUCAGUGUGUGUUUUGAUCACAUCAUUCACACUGUAAAUGAAUUCUAGUGAAAGCAUCAAAACAAACAUUCCCUGGAAGUGUGCGCUGCGGUGUGCUAUGAGGGAGUCCCUGUGUGUCCCUGACAGGCUGCUUGUGUUUCUAACCAUGCGGGGACACAGGUUGUCGGGAACUGGUGUCCAUCUUUUCUGGCAGUGUUUCUCACUGCUGUCCAUGGAUUUCAUUUGACUGAAAACUGAGGAGACGAAACUGUCUCUCUCUCUCUAGCAAGUGUGUUUUAAGUCUUUUUCAUGUGUACGUCUGACUUGCCUGGAAAGACUGUACAUUAGGGGAUUGAUACUCCUCUUGACAGGCAUUUUCAACUAUUUUCCAUAAAUAUGCCACUUAAUAAAACGUAAUAUGACAUGGGAUUAAAGUGUUUCUUUCAAGUAUGUUACCGUCUUACACACUUUUAUCUCAUUUGAAAAUGCCACCUUUUAGGCAUAUAAAGCUCUGUGAUUUAUUUAGGAAAAAUAAUACAACAGUGGAAAUGCCAGUAUUGUGUGUUUUCUCCUCAAGGUAAGAAUAUUGAAUCUUUGUUCCAUCAACUCUUAUUAAAUAGGGUGUGGG